Megalobrama amblycephala (Wuchang bream) is the source of this 1684-nucleotide messenger RNA. RefSeq lists its product as uncharacterized. Lineage: Eukaryota; Metazoa; Chordata; Actinopteri; Cypriniformes; Xenocyprididae. Bases 54 to 1286 code for a protein of 410 amino acids. The transcript has 2 exons. The record is from RefSeq and is a predicted model, not a curated record.
AUUGACAGUUGUCCCUAGGGCAUCCAAAGUGAGAUAACAGACAUUUAGAAAGAAUGGCACAUCCACACACUCCUCUCGUUUUGCUCAUCCUGGUCUGUUCAUUGUGGCUGAGUGACGGGAAAACAUACUUUACUCAUCUUGGAACAAAGUGUAUAGAAGACUGCAAGCUUGAUGAUGGUGUGUACAAGUGCAAGACUAUUGAUAAAGAUGGAAAAUACCAGACAAUGGACUGUUCACCUCAGGAAAACAUGGACUCCCAGGGUAGACAGUACACAGCUUCAUGGGGCUACUGUGGGCUGGUGAUGGACGAAAUUUACCAUUAUGGAUCUUAUUAUGGAGUGUUGUGUUAUGACAAAUGUGACAAAAGAACUGAUGGUUACUACUGGUGCCAUACUGCGCAGGGAUGGGAUUACUGCUCUCCAUCUGAAAACACAGAUUACAAGAACAGACCGUGUAAAGACGAAAGUCCAUGUGGGAAGCAGGGUUACAGGUACAACUGGUGCUGGGUGAAGGGGGGAAGCUGGGGCUACUGUGGGCAGGUGAUCACCAAAGAGAAUCAUUAUGGAUCCAAUGGAGUGUUGUGUGAUGACAAAUGUGACAAAGGAAAUGAUGGUUACUACUGGUGCUAUACUGCGAAGGGAUGGGAUUACUGCUCUCCAUCUGAAAACACAGAUUACAUGAACAGACCGUGUAAUGAAGACAGUCCAUGUGGGAAUCACGGUUACGGCUACAACUGGUGCCGGACUUCAGAUCAGUCAACAUAUGAUUACCACAGACACAUUGAAGAAGAAAAAGAUAAUUGCACUUACUCUAACUUGUGGGACACAGCCACACAAUACACAGAAGGAACAGACACACAGAAGGAAGGACAAGUGAUAUGUACCUGUUAUGACAAAGGUAACAAGAAAAAAACCACCUUUACUGCUGUGCCAGCUCCUGAUUACAUCACUAAUGGCAGUCAAUGGAGAAAUGAGGUGGAAAUCUUAAUCAGGCGCUGGGACAAUAGGUACCUGGUGGAUCAGCAACGCUCAAACCUGCUCAAAUAUGCUAAUCUUCGAAUCGACAUGCAGGGCUUCGUCCAACAGCGCUACUACAACCUGCAGAUCCAGGUGAACGUAAGCCCUGGUGAAAGCACCUCCGUGUCUCAGAUCUUUGUGACUGAUGGAAUUCCAGACCGUUACGUCCGCAGAGCUUUCCUGGAGAGCUUCAGGCGUCGAGCUCGGGUUUUUGUAGAGGUUGAGGCUAAUCAGAAUCAGAGCCUUGUGUUGGAAAUGGUCGAUCCAUAAUAGACAAAGUACAGAUGUAACUCUCUUAUCUAUACGACCUUCUCCAUGCAUAUUUCAUUUGUAACUAGUGGUGGAUGGAUAUGGGUUUUUUUAAAAUGCUGAUACAGAUAAAAUCUAGAGAGUAAAAUGGCUGAUUACAAUUAUAAGUGCAGAUUUCACAACAGAAAAUGUUGGAGCCAUUUAAGUUUGAAUGUUAUUCACUUAAUUAUUGAUUUAAACAAUGAUUUAUGUUUUUUAAUGAAUUUAAAGAUGACUUUUAUUUUGUAAGGUGACUGUAUAAGGAGAGUGGAAUCAGGUGUGAGGGUGGAGAGAGCACACAGCUUUCGACCACACAUUGUUUGAUUGACCAACAUUAACCUUUUAUUGCUUUCUUUUGAAAAUAAAUACUUUAGCAUUUA